AUGUACUACCUCAUGCCGCGCCGCGAGUACGCGUGGAAAUGCCAGCUCCAAGACGCAGAUGCGGCGGAAGCCGCGGCGGCGAGGACGACGAAGAAGACCCUUCGGAUGGAAAAGGACGAGAAGGAGCAUCAGCGGCACCAUGAUCACCGUAGUAGCAAUGGCUGGCGUCAUGAUCUCGCGGGGAGGGAGACGUCGCCCGCGCCGUCGAGCACGUCGUCGAACAACUCGUCGAACAUCUCGUCGUCGUUUCCGCGCGCGGCGUCCGUGCCACUGAUGACACCCGUCAUCACGGAACCGUCCGGCCGUCGCACUGAUGCAACGACUACUAUUAUUAGUACUAGCAAUACUACCAGUGGUAGCUCUACUAGCGGCAGUAGAAGCAGCAGCUCCAGCGACAUUCGAGAAUGUGUCUCAUCAUUCCGUGGAGAGAGGCUGCACGAGCCGAGUCAUCCAGCGGUGGCAGCGAUUCAGCGCGAAAUGCAGUUUCUGGACGAUGCGGCUAGACGAUCAUGGGACGCCGCGUCGGUGGGAAUGGCCGGCGUGACGGGAACAGAGCGUCGUCACGGUGACGGCGACGAGUCGCGGCUGAUGCUGAAGCUGCUGAUGCAGCAGCAGUCCAUGCUGGAGCAGCUGCUUGAGGCGCGGCGGUCGGCGGGGGAAGGACAGCGUGACGUUGCGCCAUGGGUCCGCCCGCAGACCACCCCCGACAACGAGAUCACCUCCGUGGCGGGAGGAGCGGAGGAUGGCGGUGAGAAGCACGAUAUGAAUCAGUAUGAGUGCUACUAUCAGCAGCAGCAGGAGGAAGGGGGGGAGUCAGGGGUGAGUGCGAUGGCGGAAGCACGGUCUGCAGUGGGGAUGCCGGAACUGGAUACGAGUGAGCUGACGAGGCAGUUGGCGCUGCUCCACGUGGCGGACCCCCUCACCCACCUCGAGGGACUCGCUGCCUCUACCCCUACCUCUGCUACAACCUCUGCCUCGGCGUCUGAUUCUCCGAUUGUUGCUUCCAGUGCUGGUGCUGGUGCUGGUGCUGGUGCUGCAGGUGGUGCGAAACACGGAUCUUGGAACUCGCCUCAAUCUGGCAAUAACAGUCCACAUUAUCACUCCGGCGAGGUCAAUCUCCAAGGAGUUAUGGGCAAAGCAUUACGCGAUGAAUCAUCGAGCAGCGAACAGCAGCAACUCCAGACUCAGCAGCACGAGCAGCAGCACCCUCAUAGCCCGUACUGCCAGCAGCACUUGCUCUCAGGCCAGGCCAUGGGCAUCCUACCAACAUGGCCUGCCACGUGCACGCACAAGCACCUCUCGCACCACUCCUCCUUCCUCUCCCACCACGCCCACCACCACCACCACCAUCAGCAGCAGCAAGAGCAGCAGAAGCAUCCAGCUUCUCCCAGCUCCUCAGCCAGCACGAUCGGCAAGAAGCUGCUGCGCCUGAUGACGCUACCUGGCAGGCACUCCAAUCGCCCCAUUCUUCCGAGCCAUUCACAGCCUGAAAUGAGACAGCCCGCGGAGACGGCCCCGUGA
Closterium sp. Naga37s-1 is the source of this 1521-nucleotide messenger RNA. The record is from the annotation of a GenBank genome assembly. NCBI's taxonomy places the organism in Eukaryota, Viridiplantae, Streptophyta, Zygnematophyceae, Desmidiales, Closteriaceae.